Messenger RNA from Botrytis deweyae, 465 nucleotides. RefSeq lists its product as uncharacterized. The record is from RefSeq and is a predicted model, not a curated record. The coding region runs from base 1 to 465 and encodes 154 amino acids. The transcript has a single exon. NCBI's taxonomy places the organism in Eukaryota, Fungi, Ascomycota, Leotiomycetes, Helotiales, Sclerotiniaceae.
AUGACACUUUUCGCAAUCAUCCUCUUCUUUUGCCAAGCCAAAGGCGUACGACCUCCAGAUAUAAGUCCCCUCUGCAACAGUAACGGAUGCACCUGCAGUCUAGCAAUGAUGUGGCAAAACACCUCGAAAGGACUCCCACAUCCACCGGUCCGCGCCAGAGUAUUCAACAAAAAUUGCACCUUCAUUUCAAAACCCAACAUCACACAACCCAGCGUGGGGAAGUAUCCCAUUAAUCUCACGUCGCCAAAGCUACUUUCCAAUUUCUCGAUAUUCGGAGAAGAUGCAAACAAGCAUCCGGAGUUCACAUAUGGAGUGAAUACUGAGGGUGGUGAGCAUUGCGGGUUUCAAACUAUGAAAUACGACAGAAUUUAUUACAAUGUACAUAGUUGUACCUUUGCGUGCGAGGGACCGAAAGCGAAAUGGUGGAUUGCUCCAUCUGACGCAAACCGCACUAAGGCUACAUGA